AUGUCAUGUGAUCCCAGUCUGAAACCGGAGGCGCCCUUAACGUCGAGCCAACCCUCACGGGUGGCGAUCACAGCCUCCCCAGCGUUCAGUCCUUCGGCCAAAACCAAUAGACCGGCCGAAGAGUUCUUUGUGUCCAAAGAUUUCAUACUGACACCCAAUGGCGCCGACGGUAUGUCUAAUGAACUUCUCAUUGAACUAACAAAAGGCAAACACUCGGCCCUCAACUCCAUAAUGGGUGCCAACUCUGGAGGUCUGGCGCUUAACAUCACAUUUGCGGGAACUGUUAGUAUCAGUGCUGCCGGAAGUGAUGGACACGCAGUGAAGGUCUCGACCGCUUAUUUGGGAGGUUUGGGUCUUCUUCUGGGACUAAAUGCUGAGCAAAACAAAGCCUUUUCAUUGGAUUCCGAAUCUAUUCCUUCGGAUCCAUUCCUGAAGAAUAUCUACGAAACAAACCUAAACUCCCAGAAAACGUUAUCCACGUCUGAGACGGGAGUACUCGUAGCCCACGGGUCGGCCACCGGAUCCCAAAUCACGACAAACAACGGGAAACUGGAAAGUGGUUUAAUCGGAGGCUUUGUUGUCGGAUCUGUCACUAAAGUGUCCGCUAAAUAACCACUGAAUCUAUAUUUAAAUCAAAUUAUAUUUAUUAUAAAUAUCCAGUAAAUUAAAUCUUUAAUUAAAUUUUAAUUCUUAAAUAAAACCCAAAUAUUUAUUAAUCAAUGAGAAA
Messenger RNA from Medioppia subpectinata, 727 nucleotides. Lineage: Eukaryota; Metazoa; Arthropoda; Arachnida; Sarcoptiformes; Oppiidae. The record is from the annotation of a GenBank genome assembly.